Molecule: messenger RNA, 1326 nt
Organism: Metarhizium brunneum ARSEF 3297
Lineage: Eukaryota; Fungi; Ascomycota; Sordariomycetes; Hypocreales; Clavicipitaceae
Gene: ube2z
Product: Ubiquitin-conjugating enzyme E2 Z
Source: RefSeq, a predicted model, not a curated record
AUGGACCAGUCCAUAAUUCGGAUCUCCAAGGAGCUGAGCGACAUUCAAAGAGGCACUGAUCUCGCUAUCGCUGUCGCUUGCCGCGAUAUCGACGUUCGCAAUGUGAAAGCUCUGGUCAUGGGUCCUCACGAGACCCCCUACGAAUUUGGUUUCUUCGAGUUUGCCAUUCGUUUCAGUAGAGACUAUCCGUCCAAAUCGCCCAACGUACAGUGUGUCACCACCAACGGUGGCAGAUGCCGACUGAAUCCAAAUAUAUACGCCAAUGGCAAAGUGUGCCUGUCAAUAUUGGGAACAUGGCGUGGAGAACGAGGGGAGGAGUGGUCGUCGGCCCAGGGCCUGGAAUCCAUUCUCUUAUCCAUUCAGAGCCUCCUGUCGGCAAACCCCUACGAAAAUGAACCCGGAUUCGAGGAUGCAAACGAGGAAUCAGACAAGGUGUACCAAAAAGAUUAUAUACAAAAGAUCCGUCACGAAUCGCUAAGAAUUUCUGUUAUUCAGCGCUUAGAAAACUAUCUUGGUCUUAGUCCCCUUACCGGUAGCACACUGCUGCUCACCAAAGAAGACGGCGGUGAUGACGACGAGGAAGUCAACGUACCCUUUGAGCCUUUCAGGGAUAUCUGCAAACGCCGAUUUCUAUGGUACUAUCAAUCAUACCUGGACGCUAUUGAAAAGGGAAAGUCGGAAGUAAAGCUACAGGAUAGCUUUGUGCGAAUGCCGUUUGAAAUGCCGGGCAACAACUGCAUGGAGGGAAAGUUCAACUACCCAGAUUUGGAGCGAAGACUGAACAAUGUCAAAACCGCACUUGACGCGGAAGCAGCGGCUUGGGCAGCCGAGGGUCUCACAGCUGUUGCCAAGGAGUCUACUGUCGCGGUCAAUCUGUACCAUCAGUAUGAGCAAGUCACGGCCUACUUCAAAAGAAGCGAUAUGCCUCAUGAUGUGACUCUCGACAACGACAAUCCCUUCGUGUGGAUCAUCACUUAUUUCGGUCGGCCCAUGACCAAUCUGGACGGCGGCUUAUUCCGCAUCAGAAUGAACUUCAGCACCCGAUUUCCCGACGAACAGCCUCGUGUCAAGUUUGAAACAAAGAUUUUCCACCAUCAUGUUGCCCCGGACGGCACGGCGUGCUACGUACCGAAUCCACUUAAGCGCGAGGAUGUCAAGUCCCAUAUUGAGGCAAUUAUAUCGACAUUGGAAGAGGAUGAACCGGCCUAUGACCCUAGAAUGAUUGUCAACCCCGAAGCCACCAAGUUGUUCUGGGGCGGCGGAAAGGAUGACAAGAAACAGUACAACCGUCGUCUUCGACGAUCAGUGCAGCAAAGCAUGGAGUAA